Vitis riparia (riverbank grape) is the source of this 3817-nucleotide messenger RNA. RefSeq names its product probable disease resistance protein At4g27220. NCBI's taxonomy places the organism in Eukaryota, Viridiplantae, Streptophyta, Magnoliopsida, Vitales, Vitaceae. The coding region runs from base 141 to 3368 and encodes 1075 amino acids. The transcript is spliced from 3 exons. The record is from RefSeq and is a predicted model, not a curated record. Gene Ontology annotation, molecular function: protein binding; ADP binding.
CAGGCUUUAAGCUUCUUUGCUGCCUGUCUGUAACAACUGAAGCUGGAAACUGACUGACUCCUCAUCAGGUUCAUUUGAAGUAUAACUAACUUUCAAGUUCUGGUGGCAAAGGUAUCUUAAGACAAAAACUAUAGUUAUAUAUGGAUAUUGUGACUUUCAUUUGGGGUGUUGGAACGAAGCUGUGGGGGCCGGUUACUCAUCAGAUAGGCUAUCUGGUCCACUAUAAGAAGAAUUUGGAGAAUCUCAAAGCUGAAGUAGAAGCACUAGAGGCCUUAAGGAAAGAUAACCAAGAAUCUGUGCGAGCAGCUGAAAUGAAUGGAGAAGAAAUCAAAGCUCAGGUGCAGAUAUGGCUGAAAGGGGCUGAUGCAGCUAUAGUGGAGGUGGAGAAAGUGAUAGAUGAUUUUAAAUUGAACAAGAGAUGCUUGUGGGGGUGUUGUCCUGAUUGCACAUCGCGGUACAAGCUAAGCAGGAAAGCAGUGAAAGAUGCAGUCACCAUUGGUGAACUUCAAGAUAAAGGAAAAUUUGACAGGGUCUCGCUCCAAAUUAGGAAGCCCUUGGAGAUUGAGUCCAUGAUCUCCACGGGAGAUUUUGAGGCCUUCGAAUCAACUCAACAGGCAAUGAAUGAGGUCAUGAAGGCACUAAGGGAUGAUAACGUUAAUGUCAUCGGGGUCUAUGGAAUGGGGGGCGUGGGCAAAACAACCAUGGUGGAACAAGUAAGCGUGCAGGCCCGUAGAGAUGAACUGUUUGAUCAUGUGGUCAAGGCUGUUGUUUCGCAAAACAUCAACCUGAAGAUGAUUCAAGGUCAAAUUGCAGAUAUGUUGGCAGUGAAGCUAGACGAUGAGACUGAGGCCGGAAGGGCAGGCCAUUUGAAGGAAAGGAUAAUGAGAGGAAGGAGGAUCCUCAUAUUCUUGGAUGAUCUCUGGGGGAGAAUAGAGUUAGCAAAAAUAGGAGUUCCUAGUGGCAGGGACCUUGAAGCUUGCAAAUCGAAAAUCAUACUGACCACAAGGCUGGAGAAUGUGUGCCAUGCCAUGGAAAGCCAAGCAAAAGUCCCUCUUCAUAUCCUCUCUGAGCAGGAUUCUUGGAGGUUGUUUAGGAAGAAAGCAGGAAAUGCGGUGGAUUCCCCUGAUUUCCAUGACGUAGCAUGGAGGGUUGUCAAAGAAUGUGGGGGUCUCCCAAUUGCUCUAGUAGUAGUUGCAAGAGCACUGGGGGACAAGGACCUGGAAGAAUGGAAAGAGGCUGCUCGACAACUUGAAAUGUCGAAUCCUACAAAAGAUGAUCAUGAUCACACGGUUUUCAGAUGUAUAAAGUUUAGCUAUGAUUACUUGAAACAUGAAGACGCCAAGCGGUGCUUUUUGAAUUGUUGCCUGUUCCCGGAGGACACCAAUAUCAACAUCGAAGACUUGGUGAAGUAUGGGAUCGGGCAAGGGUUGUUUCAAAAUGCUAAUACAGUGGAAGAAGCAAGGGCUGCAGCAAGUUCCCUCCUCAAACAUCUUAAAGCUUGCAGUUUGCUGUUAAACAGCGAUCAAGAGGGGUGCGUGAAAAUGCAUGAUGUUGUCCGGGACACCGCCAUAUCAAUUGCUUCAGCUGGAGGUGAACUUGCCUUUCUUGUGCACUCUGGUGCUGCCUUAAAGAAGUGGCCAAGGAGGGACAGCUAUGAGGCCUACACAGCCAUCUCACUCAUGUCCAAUGAAAUCCAGGAUCUCCCUGAUGGCCUAGUAUGCCCGAAACUCCAGACACUGUUGUUGCAGAAUAACAUUGACAUUCAAGAGAUUCCUGAUGGCUUUUUUGUAAGGAUGGAAUCUCUAAGGGUCUUGGAUGUGAACGGUGCGGAUAUCUCAUCACUACCCUCGUCACUUGGGCUUCUGCUGAACCUUAGGACGCUUUGUUUAGAUGGAUGCAAGUCAACAGACAUAUCGAUACUUGGAGAGUUGAGAAAACUUGAGAUUCUCAGCCUCAGAGAAUCCUGUAUUGAGGAGUUGCCCGAAGAAAUAGGAAAAUUAGUCAGCCUAAGGAUGUUGGAUCUCACCAUGAGUAGCGACCUCAAAAGAAUUCGAAGUAACUUGUUAUUAAGCUUGUCCCAGUUAGAAGAAAUCUACCUGCAGGGUAGUUUUGGAGACUGGGGGAAGCCGAUUGAAGGGAUGGACCAAGAAACAAAUGCGGGGUUCGAUGAGUUGACACGGUUGCCUUACUUAAACACUUUGAAGGUGGACAUAACAGAUGCUGGAUGCAUUCCACAAACUGUUGUAUCCAAUCCAAACUGGGUAAAAUUCAACAUAUGCAUGAGCGAGGAGUUAUUCGUGCGGCUCAUGGAUGUGCAUUUGUCAAAAAUCAUGGCUGCUCGUUCAAGAGCCUUGAUUCUCAACACAACCUUCAACACCUUGCCAGAUUGGUUUAACAGCGUGGUGACUGAGAAAACCGAGAAACUGUUCUACAUACAUGGCAGUGGUUUACAUAACAUUAUUUCAGAGUAUGAUCAAGGCAGGCUAAAUGGCCUCAAGUCUCUCCUUGUUCAGAGUUGCUAUGGGAUAGUGCAGCUCAUGAAUACGGACAUCCAUGUUUUAAAUAGACCGGUUUUUGACAACCUAGAAGAGCUGCGUGUCCACAAUAUGGAUUACUUGAAAGUGAUAUGCGUUGGUGAACUACCACCCGGUUCAUUGCGGAAACUGAAGUUUUUUCAGGUGGAACAGUGUGAUGAGUUGGUUGGUGCGCUGCUGCAGCCAAAUUUGUUGCAAAGACUAGAGAAUCUGGAAGUUCUUGAUGUGAGUGGGAAUAGUUUGGUAGAAAUCUUUAGGUCUGAAGGGCUUGGGAAAGAACAAAUCUUGUUGAGAAAAUUGAGGGAAAUGAAGUUAGAUAAGCUGCCUCAGCUGAAGAACAUUUGGAAUGGUCCUGCUGAACUAGCAAUCUUCAACAAGCUCAAGAUUUUAACUGUGAUUGCGUGCAAGAAAUUAAGAAAUCUCUUUGCCAUCACUGUGUCUCGAUGUCUUCUGCAACUUGAAGAGUUAUGGAUCGAGGAUUGUGGUGGUUUAGAGGUAAUAAUUGGAGAAGAUGAGGGAGAAGCAUCCAGUAACAUGUCCCAUAAAUCAAGAGUGAAGGAGAUUAUUGAAAAACAGAAGGAAGAAGCAAUGGAGAAGAUCAUCUUACCGCAAUUGAAGAAUUUAUCUCUGCAAAAUCUUCCACUGCUCACAGGCUUCUACUCCGGAUUUGCAAGUAUUCAAUGCCCAUCCUUGGAACAACUGCACACGCAGGAUUGCCCGCUUUUUAGAGCUACCACAGAUGAAUUUCACAGCAGAAAGCAAGUCCAAGUAAAUAACGAGCAGCAUUUUCUCCUCCUCCGCAAAAGGCUUUGGGAGCUGAGACAAUUUUCGUAAGAGAAGAAUGAUACAAUACGGAAGGAAGAUGGACAAUACACAAUGAAGGACCGGGCAAAGCCAUGGGGUUAGCCACCAAGCUCGAGCCAAUUCAAACAAGUGGACUAGCAUUAUAACUGCCUGCAGGGAGAGUGGAUCGUUACCCUCAGUUAGAUGGGAACUAUAAUUAAUAUCUGAGCUCUCUAAUGUUGGUUUUUAUUCCUAUCCCUCAACCUACUACUUUCUGUACUGUCGGAGAAAUCCACCGGCGUAGCCAGCAAUUGCCUUUGGUGCACGUUCUCCUCAAUGCUAUUUUAUAGUCAGGUGUUGUUAGGAGCCAUUUAUCGUCCUUUGAGUUGGCAACCAUUAAACAUGCCUUUUGUCAUCCUUAGUUUCUCUUCGUAUAUGGCGCCCUUAGACAUAUUUCUUGAACACUAUAAAUUGCUUCCUAAUAUUGAUAAUAUUUCUAU